UGCGGCGGUGCCGGGCGCGGAGAGACAAGAUGGUGAAGGAGACCCAGUACUAUGACAUCCUGGGGGUGAAGCCCAGCGCCUCCCCGGAGGAGAUCAAGAAGGCCUAUCGGAAGCUGGCGCUGAAGUACCACCCGGACAAGAACCCGGAUGAGGGCGAGAAGUUUAAGCUCAUAUCCCAGGCAUAUGAAGUACUUUCAGAUCCAAAGAAAAGGGACAUUUAUGACCAGGGUGGCGAGCAGGCGAUUAAGGAAGGAGGCUCAGGCAGCCCCAGCUUCUCUUCCCCCAUGGACAUCUUCGACAUGUUCUUUGGUGGCGGAGGACGGAUGGCUAGAGAGAGAAGAGGCAAGAAUGUUGUACAUCAGUUGUCUGUAACUCUUGAAGAUUUAUAUAAUGGAGUCACAAAGAAAUUGGCUCUCCAGAAAAAUGUAAUUUGUGAGAAAUGUGAAGGCGUUGGCGGGAAGAAGGGAUCUGUGGAGAAGUGCCCUGUGUGCAAGGGGCGAGGGAUGCAGAUUCACAUCCAGCAGAUAGGGCCAGGCAUGGUGCAGCAGAUCCAGACUGUGUGCAUCGAGUGCAAGGGCCAGGGCGAGCGCAUCAACCCCAAGGACCGCUGCGAAAACUGCAGUGGUGCCAAGGUCAUCCGGGAGAAGAAGAUCAUUGAGGUGCACGUGGAGAAAGGUAUGAAAGAUGGGCAAAAGAUACUGUUUCAUGGAGAAGGAGAUCAGGAGCCUGAGCUGGAGCCUGGUGAUGUCAUAAUUGUGCUUGAUCAGAAGGAUCAUAGUGUCUUUCAGAGACGAGGCCAUGACUUGAUCAUGAAAAUGAAAAUUCAGCUUUGUGAAGCCCUGUGUGGCUUCAAGAAGACGAUAAAAACACUGGAUGAUCGAGUCCUUGUUAUUACAUCCAAAUCAGGUGAGGUGAUAAAGCACGGGGACCUGAAAUGUGUGCGUAAUGAAGGAAUGCCCAUCUACAAAGCACCCCUGGAGAAAGGGACUCUGAUCAUACAGUUUUUAGUUAUUUUUCCUGAAAAACACUGGCUUCCUCAAGACAAGCUUCCCCAGCUGGAAGCUCUGCUCCCUCCUCGACAGAAAGUCAGGAUAACGGACGACAUGGAUCAGGUGGAGCUGAAGGAGUUUAAUCCCAAUGAGCAGAACUGGCGCCAGCACAGGGAGGCCUACGAGGAGGACGAUGACGGGCCCCGGGCCGGCGUGCAGUGCCAGACGGCAUGAGGGGGCCCCGGAGCAGCAUGGCCCAGCUGGACUAGCACUGAUGAAUGUAAAGUUGGCACAAUGAAAAUGGCAUCGCUUUAAUGGCCUCGUGUUUGGGGUGUCCUGUGUAUGUGUUCAGCAUUCUCAACUGCUGAGUGUCUUUUUGGUUUUUCUUUUGUUUUUCUUUUGGUUGUAACUUAAGUUAUAGCUUAAUUUAUAUUUAAAUGUUUUAAGUGUAAAUCACUUCUAGUCUGCAUAUGGAAUCUGUUCAUUUACAUUUUCAGGAAACUUCUGAGAUACCAGUGACCGCACUGACACUUUGUGCUUCUAGUGGCUUUGCCAUAAUUCAUUUCUACCAAUAAAGCACAGCCCAGUGAACAGCACUUAGCUCCCUAGCAAACCUCCAGGCAUGAAGUGGGCGAACUGGCUCAUCUCUUGCUCCGUGCCUCUUUGCCUCCCCCUGCCCCCCAUGGCAAAAUUAUGAGGGUAUGAUCUCAGGGCUGCUAAUGUGGCAUUUCCAAAUCUAGAUGAUUCUCCUCAAGAAUAAAAGCACAUCUGUGGAUUGGACUUGGCUGCAGGGCCAACUUGGUUCCUCCUGUUCUGUGCCCGUGAAUGUUUGGAAUAGGGUGUGAGUGUGUCUGAUCAUCUCUCUUGGAAGCUUCCUGAACCUUCCAAGCCUUGUGGUGAGGACAAACCAGUGUUUUAAAUGAAACGCUGAUAAAAUGUUUGUGUGCGACCCCUGCACUGUUUGUUGUUUUAUCUUCUGUUGACAGCCUUUGCAGUGCUCUCCCACCAAAGUGCUUACUUGUAAAGAAAACGAAACCAUCCGUGUCCCCAGCAGCCUCAGUGCAGCAACAGAAGCCUUGGGAGAAUGCUGGUGGUUCGGCCCCAUGGCACAGCCAGCUUCCCUGUCUGACCACUGAUCCUGGAUGACUUGAGGGUCUGGAAAGGCAGAGAACAUCUCAGUGUUUCCCACCUCAUUCUCCCAGAUUCAACUCCCUUCCAAAGGAUGGUUCCUUUCCUUGCACAGCCAUAUCACAAAGGGCUUCCUGCUCAAGGGAUAAUGUUUUAUUUAGUGAGAACUAAAGCUCUACUCUGGACUGCAGUCUCUAUAGACUGCCAUGUAAAUGAUAGCUUGUUUGAAGGGACACGAGUCAUUAAUUUUCUGGCAGGUAGACUACAGUUUAAAUUUAGGGCUACCUCAACCUUUAGCCACUACUCCUUUCCUUCCCGCAAUACUCACAAAGAAAAAUUGCUGCCUUCUAAGCUGCUGGGUUAAAGCAGAGGCCACUUUUCAGAUACACCCUUACUUGGUUAUACAGUACCUGAGAGUUUGACUGAGGCCAGGGACCUCCCCAGGAGGGCCAAAGGGCAGAUCAGACCCAUGGCAGGUAGGUCCAGAGGAUGGACCAGUCUCCAGCAGAAGAUUGCUGACUAGUGGGUGGGCACAAUUUGCGCAAAUAAGGUAUAAAAAAGCCUACCUGUCCCACUUUGACCAAUAGUCAGGAAAGACAUAAAACCUAUUCUUUCAAAUAAGCCUAUAUGAAAAUCAAUUUACAAAUGGACCACAACUCCAGGGUGUUUUGUUUCUGUGCUGUGACUUCCUAAUAAAUUACUGCUAGAAAAUUACUGUCUAGUUGAUGAUGGGGCAAAAUUACAUUCAGCUCCUUGUCAUGUAAUAGAAUUUGGAGGGUGUUGCUUGAAAUUUAUGCCACCUGUACAUUUGUCAGCUUAAAAUUAAAAUCAAGCUGGUAUGAGAGACA
This is a messenger RNA of Sus scrofa (pig), 2965 nucleotides long. It is a transcript of the gene DNAJA4, whose product is annotated as DnaJ heat shock protein family (Hsp40) member A4. Gene Ontology annotation, molecular function: ATP binding; Hsp70 protein binding. Gene Ontology annotation, biological process: response to heat; protein folding. NCBI's taxonomy places the organism in Eukaryota, Metazoa, Chordata, Mammalia, Artiodactyla, Suidae. The record is from RefSeq and is marked provisional.